AUGUCUGCAAGACCAACAACGCCAUCCUCGCCCAAGACGGUCAAGCUGAAGAGCCCCGUCUCCGGCAUGCCCAUGUACGGCUGUGAGCAUGUCGAGCUCCUCUUCAGCCAGGGCCAGGACACCAUCAACACCUCCAUUUUCCACUACAAGAUCAUCCUGCGCAAGAUAUUCGACCAAGCACCGAUCGUGCCGCAGACAUCCAAAUCCGCCGAUGGCCAGCCCGUCACGACGCUGACGCCCAAUUACCUGUGCCUACAAUGUCCGACCACCCUGACCGAGGAGGACAUCUACAGUCACGGGCAGAAAAAGUCGCAUCGUUUCUAUGUAGAAUCAAGAUGCGGCACGUUGUACUGCCACAUGUGCGAUGACUUUGUGUACGAUCCCACACUGGAGGAGUUGCGGCUGCGCAAGAUCGGCACGGGCUCGUUUUCAACCAACCGCAAGAGGAAGCACGACGAGCUCUUCUCGGACUCGCUCAAGGAUGACCCGCGGUACAUUGCAUCGAACACGACGCUGGCAUCGUGCCGGGCAAGCGGGCUGCGCGGAAUCUACAACGCGGGCGCGACCUGCUACCAGAACGUGAUCCUGCAGUGCUUCCUGCACAACCCGCUGCUGCGCAACUUUUACCUGAGCGACGGACACCAGAGCUCGCUGUGCGAGGCACGACACUGUCUCAGCUGUGCCAUGGACGACGUGUUCCAAGAGUUCUACGGGCAGGAGAGCACCAACGGCUACACGGCAGCCAACAUCCUGUCGAGCUUCUGGAUCUCGGAGCGCAAGGCGUUUGCCAACCUGGUGACGACCAAGGAGCAGGACGCCCAUGAGUUCUUCCAGUUCCUGGCCGAAGAGCUGCACGAGCGCAACGGCGACGGCAAGAAGCCCGAGCACGGCAGCGAGCACUCGUGCACCUGCAUCGUGCACCAGACCUUUUACGGCAAGAUGCAGAGCACCACAACCUGCCAGCAGUGCAACGGCAUGACCAACCAGGUCCAGUCCUUUCUCGACCUCAGUCUCGGGCUCGAGAGCCUGGCCCACCGCCAGAGGCGUCUGGCCAAGGGACUGUCGGCCGCUGCAGCCGCUGCUGGGCCUCCGCAUCGUCUGACCCUACAGCAGUGUCUGGACGAGGAGUACAUCAAGUCGGACAAGUGCGAGUACCGCUGCCACAGCUGCAACUCCACGCGGCUGGCCCGACGGCACACAUCCAUCAAGGCGCUGCCGAAUGUGCUAUCCAUUCAGCUAAAGCGCUUCGAAUACAAACAGGGCCGCCAUGACAAGGCCGCAAAGGUCGAUACGCCCGUCGAGUUCCCCCUACAGCUUAACAUGCUGCCAUACACAAAUCGCAGCCGCGGCCAGGACGUGCGCGAGAGCUACGAGCUCAACCGGUCGUGCAUGUACGACCUACUCAGCGUCGUCGUGCAUGUAGGCGAGAUUGACACGGGUCACUAUCUGUCAUACUGCCGCGUCGGUGAUCAGUGGUUCGCCUUCAACGAUCAUCGCGUGCAGCUGGCGUCCAACUCGGAGGUCCUCGGGGCCAACGCCUACCUGCUCUUCUACAUUAUUCGAUCGUUGGCAUAG
Grosmannia clavigera kw1407 is the source of this 1575-nucleotide messenger RNA. Its product is annotated as ubiquitin c-terminal hydrolase. Gene Ontology annotation, molecular function: cysteine-type deubiquitinase activity; cysteine-type endopeptidase activity; zinc ion binding. The transcript has 6 exons. Gene Ontology annotation, cellular component: nucleus; cytosol. The record is from RefSeq and is a predicted model, not a curated record. Bases 1 to 1575 code for a protein of 524 amino acids. Lineage: Eukaryota; Fungi; Ascomycota; Sordariomycetes; Ophiostomatales; Ophiostomataceae.